Molecule: messenger RNA, 937 nt
Organism: Pimephales promelas (fathead minnow)
Lineage: Eukaryota; Metazoa; Chordata; Actinopteri; Cypriniformes; Leuciscidae
Gene: eif4ebp3
Product: eukaryotic translation initiation factor 4E binding protein 3
Biological process (GO): negative regulation of translational initiation
Cellular component (GO): cytoplasm
Molecular function (GO): eukaryotic initiation factor 4E binding
Source: RefSeq, a predicted model, not a curated record
UGGUAAAGGGUAAAGCACAGACUCGCAGCGCUACUGCAGAUCAACAAAGUCUUUAGCGUGUGUUCAUUGAAAGAUCCGAGUUAGACUUAGGUUCAGUCAUGUCAACGCGCUCCGAAGCUUCCUGCCCGAUUCCGAGCCGCUCCAUCCAUGAGAAAAGCUGGUCUCCAUCUGACAGCUACAGUCAGACUCCAGGAGGAACUCUGUUUUCAACAACGCCUGGGGGAACUCGCAUAAUCUAUGAUCGAAAGUUUCUCUUGGAAUGUCGAAACUCCCCGAUCGCACGCACCCCACCCUGUUGCCUCCCCCACAUUCCAGGGGUCACCAGACCCUCACUGCAACCAGCAGAGCUGGAGCAAGACAGCAAAGACCUAUCUGUUGAUGACAGUCAGUUUGUGAUGGAUAUGUGAUGGAUGUCUCCAGCUCCUAUUGAAAAAUGGAUUGUCUUAGCCUGUUCUACCAGUGCUCCUGAUCUGAGGGUAGAUCACACCAGCUGUGGAUCCCUUCAUUAUUGCCUCUACCCGUUAUUUUUUACUCUACCUAAAUAAUGAAAUGCUCAGAGCAAGUUAGUCUCUGUUGUGGGGAGGAGCAUUUUGAGUUUGGUGGAUAGUAUGUUGAAAAUGCAGCUUCCGUUUCAGCUGCGAUUCAGUGCCUUCCUUUUUUUUAACCAUUCGGAAGGUGACUAUAUGUUAUCUACAUUUUUAAUAUCCGAGAAUUAUUCAAAUGCAGCGGUUUCAUUUUUGCAAUGGAAUUAUGAUCCUAUGAGGGGCAUUUAAGAAAAUCCAGAAUGCCAGAAAUCAACUGUACUGUUCUCUGGAUAUAAUAUGAUGUUUUGGAAUAAAACUAAAACACUUGUUCACUUGUUUAAAAACUUUGAAAAUUAAUUUAGAGAAGAAUUUAGAAAUCAUUUUAGCAUUUUCAAUACAUUUGGGGAAACCAA